This is a messenger RNA of Trachemys scripta elegans, 3598 nucleotides long. Its product is annotated as myotubularin-related protein 9-like. Gene Ontology annotation, biological process: negative regulation of autophagy. The transcript has 12 exons. Bases 915 to 2654 code for a protein of 579 amino acids. Lineage: Eukaryota; Metazoa; Chordata; Testudines; Emydidae. The record is from RefSeq and is a predicted model, not a curated record.
CCCUCCCCGGCUGAGGGAUCGAGACUCUGUCCCCUUUCCACAGAUUCAAUUCUUCAGCCCUCCCAAGGUGCCCGAAGCUAGGAGCCCUGUGCCUCCAACGGGCAGGUUCCCCUUGUCUCCCCCGCCUCCCCCAAAUUGAGGCCCUCUGUCACCCUGGUAUCCCCAGAACUUUACUUCCUCUGCUGCCCCAUCCUCCCCCGGUCCCCGGGAGGGAGGGGACCCCAUCAUCUCCAGACUGGAUUCUUUUCCCCCUACCUGUCCAUCACGACCCUGAGCCUGGGAAAAGCCCCCUGCAGUGAUUCAAAGGCAAAGCUCUUGGGUCCCUGCAGGGCCUGCGAGACCCAACCUGGGCUCAUUUCAUCGGCCCAAGCCUCACACCAGGGAGAAACUAUAUCAAAAACUGGAGCCAGGCCACCUUAAACCCGACAUCCUCCCUCUCUGCUUCUCGGCCUCACCCACACGGCAGCCUGCUCAGUUCCUGUUGCUGUGUUUCACAACCCCUGCAUCAGAACAUGCUUAUCACCAGCUUCUCAGAAGCAGCAGCUGCCGCAAGGUAUUGCAUGCCUGCUGCAGAAGCCGCUGUGCCCAUCUCUGUGGCGCAUUCCCUGCUGCCAGCACCCGGGCGCCCCUGUUCGCUGGGGCAUGGCUUUUCCAGCCAAAGAAUUCCUUUGCGGCAGUGAUCCCAGCACUAGAGGUUUCGGCUCAAGCUCCCCUUGAACAGGAUCUGCCCCCUCUGAUGACCCAGCUCUCUGACUGCAGCCUGAGGGUUGCCAUUCCAGAAACAGGUGCUGGCCGAAGACUUUGUUGGUCGCUGUUGCCCAUCAGCCCUUUGGGAAGGACACGUGACAAUUCUUUGGGGCUCUCUGUGCCCCGCACUCCUUGCCAGGGUUCAGCUCGGCACCGCUGCCGUCGCCAUGGAGUUUGCAGAGCUGAUCAAGACAGCGAAGGUGGAGAACGUGCAGCUCUCAUGCCCCGGGCUCCCGCCGAUCAAGGGGACGCUGUGCAUCACCAGCCAUCACCUGCUGCUGUCGUCCCAGCCCGGGGGCCAAGAGGAGCAGGGCACGGUGGAGCUUUGGCUUCUCAUCCGGAACGUGGACGCUGUUGAGAAAAGUGUUCAGAACCUAGGCUGGUACCAAACCUCCAGGACUAACAGCUCCCACCAAGAGACCAGGAUUGCAAGUUCCUUGGGCACAAUCACACUCAAGUGCAAAGACCUGAAAGUGCUGCAGCUGGAGAUCCCGGGUAUGGAGGAAUGUCUCAACAUCGCCAGCUCCACUGAGGCCCUCUCUUCUGUGGAUUCAGUGAUGAUGAUGUACCCAUUCUUCUACAGACCCCAAAGCAUGAAGCUCAAGGAUGGAUGGCAGCUUUACCCCCUCCAACAUUACUACCAACAAAUCGCCUCAGAGACAAGUGCUUGGAGGCUGAGCUGUGUUAACGGGGAUUUCACCAUCUGCUCCAGUUACCCACUAGCUGUAAUUGUACCAGCCACAGUGGACGAUAAUGUCUUGAAGAAGGCUGCCCGGUUCCGCCAGGGGGGACGAUUCCCUGUCCUCAGCUACUAUCACAAGAAGAAUGGGACGGUGAUGCUCCGUAGCAGCCAGCCACUGAUAGGGCCCAACAGGAAGCGCUGCCAAGAGGAUGAAUUGCUGCUCAGCGCCGUCCUGGAUGGAGGGGAGCGUGGCUUCAUCAUCGACACCCGCUCAGCUCAGGCAGCCAAGCAGGCUCGGGUGAUGGGGGGCGGCACGGAGCCCAAAUCCUCCUAUCCCCACUGGAAGAGGCUGCACAGGCCACUGGAGAGGGGCCGCCCGCUCCAGGAGAGUUUCAUUAAGCUGGUAGAAGCCUGCAACGACACUUCCCUCAGCAUGGACCGCUGGCUGAGCAAGCUGGAGAGCUCCAAAUGGCUGGCCCACGUCAAGGGGGCCCUGAGCACCGCCUGCCUGGCCGCCCAGUGCAUGGAGAGGGAAGAGGCCUGCGUCCUGGUGCAUGGAGCCGAGGGGACAGAUACCACCCUGCUGGUGACCGCUCUGGCCCAGGUGAUCCUAGACCCUGACUGCAGGACCCUGACUGGCUUCCAGGGGCUGCUGGAACGGGAGUGGAUAGAGGCAGGACACCCGUUUCACUUCCGCUGUGCCCACUCCGCCUACUCCCACACCCGGCUCAAGCAGGAGGCUCCCAUCUUCCUCCUCUUCCUCGACUGUGUCUGGCAGCUGGGGCGCCAGUUCCCCUUCUCCCUGCAGUUUAACGAGCGCCUCCUGCUGGUGCUGUUCGAACACACGUACGCAUCUUGCUACGGGACCUUUCUGUGCAACAGCGAGAAGGAAAGGUGCUUGUGUGAAGUGAAGGAGAAAACUCACUCCCUCUGGUCCUGGCUGAACCAACCCAGCGAGCUGAAGAAACUCCUGAAUCCCCUGUACACAUACAAUGCCCUGGUCAUCUGGCCGUCCGUGGAGCCUCAGAGCCUGCAGCUCUGGCAAGGUUUGUUCCUCCGGUGGAUCCGAUCCUCUCAGUACUUAGAUGAGGCCUGGGCAGAAAUCCAGCGACUAGUGACAAACUGUGAAGAUGCCCCAGAGGAGGGCGCAGGGCGCACACUGUGCCACUCACAACCAGAUGCUGCUUACCCACUGACAAUCACAGGGACUGCAAACAAAGGAUGAACCAGAACAUCGAUGGCUGCAACAGAACGGCUGGUGGCUCAGGCUUGGCCACAUCUCCCAUCUAUCGCUCAGACUGCUCCAGAGGCAGCAAGGACAGACACUGCCUCUUAGGGAGUAGGGCUUUGUGCUGGUCACACGGGCCCUGUUGAAGCCAAAUACAAAUUUGGACAGCAGGCCAGGCUCUGAGCCGAACGCACCAGGAUCAGAGGACACGUGGGGCACGCACGGACCCAACCUUGUGGCACAAUGCUUUGAGCAGUUACAAAGUACAGACUAGGUUUGUUACAGUAAAAUGGUCUCUACUCAUGACUUCUCCUCCUUUUGAGUGGGGAAUAUUCAGGGCAUGUCUACACUGCAAUAAAAAACCCGCAGCACUGAGGCUCAGAGCCUGGGUCAGCUGAUGCGGGGUCGCAGAGCUUUAAAAAAAAAAAAAAAGAUAUUCAGCACCAAAACCUUCCUAGUGCGGGAAGCAACUGUUCCAUGAGGAAAGUCAGCUCAGGCUCCCUUCCUGCACAAAGCAAUGGGGUCAUGUGCAUGUGUCAUCUGGAAACAUAGCAGCCAGUAAUUGUUUUCUGGCUUGUUCACAGAGUCAGUGAUUCUGGGUAUUAGUGAAGGGGAGAUGCCACUGGACAGUGAUGGGUGGGUAGGAGAUUUAUCCAGGGUAACCAGAGAGAACCAAGCUGAGUUUACCCACAGCCACCACAAGGACUGAGACGCUUUAACUCAUCUGGUUAUAAAAGAGAUUUUUAUUUACCAUUUCCUUUUGAGUUUAUUUUCUCACAGACUUAUAAAUAUCUCCAGCAGGGCAGGAAGUUAGUGUCCAUAGCAGCCGGGAGCAAGCUGGCCCAUUCUUCCCUCUGGUCUCACACCACUCAGACUACCUCAGACAAAGCAGCUGAUCCUGCCAUUCCAGGCUGGUUUCUCUUUUAGGCUCACACCCUCAG